AUGCAACAAGUGUUCCCCGUGAUCAAAGUAAGUCAGACGGUUCACUUCGGAUGUUGGCUGGCGAACAACAACGGGGAACGCCGCCGUAGAAGGUUCGCGUUGACGUACACGUUCGCGUUGCUCUUCUUCAGCAUCUACAUUAACGGCACAGAUAUUUAUCAUACGUGGGGUGACUUUAGCACUCUGUGCGUAUACCAUGUCGCUGUGGGUCACAUUUGCUUCGAUUAUUUCCUGAGCAUCGUGAAUCUGCAUGUAACUUGUCAAUUCCGGAUUCUGCAAUACAGACUAUUGAGCCUGGGCAAUGUGAUCGAGACCCAAACCGACGAGGAAAGCCUGUCGAGGUACACGAAUGUCUGUCUGGCAAAGCUGAGGGGUUGCAUCCAACAGCAUCAAGCGCUCACCGAAUACUGCAGGCGCCUUGAAAAUAUAUUCACGUUGAUAAUACUCGCACAGGUGUUGUUUCUGAGCAUAGUACUGUGCCUGAUCAGUUAUCAGUUAUUUUUGGCAGACGUACCUCAUUUUCGUAACAUCAGCUUGGUUAUGAAUAUGAUCGGGAUUUUGUGUAUGCUCUUCAUGUUCACAUACAGUUGCGAUGGCUUGAUACGGCAAAGCACCAAUGUCGGUAGAGUGACCUUUUUAGCGCCGUGGUCAUCUAUGUCGAUGAAUAAAGCCGGUCCUCAGUACUGCAAUGUCAUAUUUUACUUUAUUAAGACACAAGUCUCUUAA
Molecule: messenger RNA, 726 nt
Organism: Dufourea novaeangliae
Lineage: Eukaryota; Metazoa; Arthropoda; Insecta; Hymenoptera; Halictidae
Exons: 6
Coding region: 1-726 (241 amino acids)
Biological process (GO): sensory perception of smell; detection of chemical stimulus involved in sensory perception of smell
Cellular component (GO): plasma membrane
Molecular function (GO): odorant binding; olfactory receptor activity
Source: RefSeq, a predicted model, not a curated record